This is a messenger RNA of Stegostoma tigrinum, 5533 nucleotides long. RefSeq names its product ankyrin repeat and SOCS box protein 9-like. The record is from RefSeq and is a predicted model, not a curated record. The transcript has 8 exons. NCBI's taxonomy places the organism in Eukaryota, Metazoa, Chordata, Chondrichthyes, Orectolobiformes, Stegostomatidae. Gene Ontology annotation, molecular function: protein binding. The coding region runs from base 191 to 1063 and encodes 290 amino acids. Gene Ontology annotation, biological process: protein ubiquitination; positive regulation of protein catabolic process; intracellular signal transduction.
UUACGUUUGCCUGCUGUGCAAAUUUCACUACUGCUGAGCUUUUCCAUUGAUUGGCUCCGACACAGGAAGUUUCAUCAUGUGUAUUGCCAGUGUUCAGGGUUGUUGAGAAUUCACUUCACCAGUACAGCAACAGCUGUUACUGUCUUUGUUCAGAGAUAUUUGUAAAAUGCAGCUACAUUGCUAGUGAAGGAUGACUGACAAUGAAAACAGGCAGCCAGAGGUUACAGGAGGGGGUCUGUCUGGGGAGUAUAUCUCCAACCCACUGAUGAGUGACACUGCGUCAGACUGGUCCCCACUUCAUGCUGCUGCUAUUCAGGGACGUCUCAUCUCACUUCAACAACUCAUCAGCCAGGGCCAUGGUAUAAAUCUCCUCACAAUGAACCGAGUCUCACCGCUCCAUGAAGCCUGCCUUGGUGGACAUGUUACCUGUGUAAAAUAUCUGUUGGAGUGUGGCGCUAAGGUAAAUGCAGCUACAAUUGACUGGAUCACUCCACUGUACAACGCAUGCUACAGUGGCAGUGAGGCCUGUGUGAACCUGCUCUUACAACAUGGAGCUGAGCCCCAAGGACAAUGUGCAUUGGCAUCACCCAUCCAUAUAGCAGCAAAGCAAGGUCACAAGAAGUGUUUGACUACCUUGUUGAAUCAUGGAGCACUCAUUGAUUACAAUGUCACACAUCUGGGGACACCCCUUUACGUAGCCUGUGAAAAUCGGCAGAUGGACUGUGUGGAAACCCUCCUAAACUCAGGUGCCAAUGUUAACGUGAGCAGAAACCUUGAAUCUCCACUUCACGUGGCAACCAAGAAUUCUGAUGCGCAACUAGUCAAUCUACUGCUAGAACAUGGGGCAGACACUGAUGCUAAGAACGCUGAAGGAAAGCGGCCUGUGGAACUUGCAUUACCAAACAGCUCUUUAGAAAAAUUACUUUUACAAUGGGAAGGUCCACUGUCCUUGAAACAGUUAUGCCGACUGUACAUUGGAAAAUGUUUGGGUCAUUCUCGGCCUAUUUCUGUAACCGAGCUACCCAUCCCACAGAAGCUAAAGGACUUCUUGUGCUACAGAUAAUUUUCUGACCUUGUAUAAUUGCACCACACGUCAGAAACUCCUCUCCCUCCACUGUUAGGAGAUGUACCUUUUUAAUUUGAAAUAAUACUUAUCAAACUCUUUCCCGUAACUGCAGCCUGAAACCACCAGUAACGAUUAUCAGCUGUGCCUGUCCACUUCCCAGUUGUCCUUUUAAUGGUCCAUCUCCGAUCCCCUACUUUUGGGUACUGAUCUGAAGGUCAGUGUUAGUGUGACAGUAGUUCAGUCUUUAGGAUUACAACAGCCAGCAGCAUGAUUGUCCAGUGAGAAUCUUGCAGUUUACCCACUGCAAAUCUUGCCCUUUAACUGUAAUCUAGUCCCAAGUCUUAACUUCUGUCUGGGACCUACUACACAAAUGUGGCACCGUUCCUUUCACGGCCACAGCUAAGCAUAAUUUUGAGGUAUUCACUUCUGGAGCUUAAGAAUUGUAGAUCUAGCUCUGAAGAAAUACAACAUUAUAUGAAAGCAAUAUGCUCAGCAAGUCAGGCAACCUUUGCAGUAAAAAAAGUUAACAUUUCAGAGCAGCAAACUGUAAUCCUCAGUAUUUUGCUUUUGUUUUCAUUCUUCUGAUACCCUAUUUGAACUCAAGGACAAUGGCAUGUUUCGAGCCUUGCCACGAAACAAGUUGGGAUUAUGGGAGAUUUUCAUCUUCAUUCACUGCAUUGGUAAUUCUUCCUUUCAUGUCCUUCUGAUCUGUUGAUGUCGUUAAUUCCCCAACAGAUGCUUUAGUUUAUCAGUAACCUUAGUGCAAGGGAUCUGCAAGUGAAUCAGGACAGCAUUCAGGAUUCUGUUAAUCCCUGUGGUAGGAAGCAGCUCUGAGUUUAAUGUAAAAUCAAAAUUAAGUAGUAUUUCUUGAUUCUUAUUGGGUUUGUGAGGAUUAGACUUAAAAAAAGACUUUGGAGAUGGAGGCUGAAGUGCUUUGUAAAAGAAAAUAUUUUAGUAUACAGAAGGGGACAUGACAUUCAGCCUGAGCCUGCUCCGACAAAUAGUAAUGUCAAAUUGAAUCCCAUACCUCAGUACUUUUCCAUGACCCUACAAGCUAUUUAUCUUUGAACAUAUUCCUUGGGAACUUCCAAAAGAUAAUCUGCUUUCACCAUCCUUUCAACACACAGAAAGCUGUGAAAAAGCAUUUCUAAUCUGGCUAUCGACCUUUCCUACCAGAGAAACUUUCUUUUGCCUGUUGAAUGGCUCAAUCUCUUGGGUCGUUCCCCCCCCCCGCCAGCUCUUCUCUGUUCUAGGGAAAACAAUUUGAGCUUCACCAGUCUUUGCGCACACUUGAUGUCCCUCAUCUCUGCCAUAAUAAUGCCAUUUGUAAUGUCUCUUAAGUCCUUUACAUACUUUCUAUAGUGUGGAAGGCCAAGUAUCCUGCAUGUUGUAUGCUGCUUUCUUAACAGCCUUGUCAACUUGUCUGCCUUUCUUUUAAGGUUUGAGAGGUCCGCCCAUCUACCUGAGGGUCUUCUGCUUUUGCACUGCCUGUUGUUAAUAACCUUUACAAAAUACUGCAUGUGUUUCCCUCGCAAAUUGCAUUGCUUCACAUUUCACUACAAUUGCCAUGUGUCUUCUCAAUAGAUCAGUCUAUGUCCUCCUGAUAUCUGCUACUAUCCUGCUCACUAAUGAUAACAAACUUAGCAAUGUAGCAAUUAACAGACUUCAACAUUGUGCUCCUCUCCCCAGCUGCAAGUUAUUUAUGUGGAACAAGAAAAGCAAUUUUUCUAAUAUUGAUACACGGACAGACCCCACUGCUAACUGCUUUCCAGACAGGAAAGCAUUCGUUUCUCAUUACUCUCUAUCCCUUCGCUAAUUAUACACCCUAAUUACCACCAUCUUUUUUAAUGUUGUUUCUGUAGUCUUUCCAUCCUAGCCUCCUUCAGCAACCUAGAAUGCAUUUCAUCAAAUAAUUAAAAGUUGUAAUGUAUUCAACUUCCACUUUCAUAAAAUCUUCAGUAGGUUAUUAUUAAAAGACAACAAUAAAAGUCUUUGCAGAAUUCCAACAUGGUUGUGACAGAUGCUGAAGUAAGAAUCAUUAAAGUCUGUCUCUCUGCCCCUCUCUCUCAUCUCCUCUCCCCCCCCCCCCUUUCUUUUAUAUAUUCCGGAAGCAAUGAGUACCAAAAAUAUUGAACUUCCCUUUGUUCUAUGUUCCUUUUCCAUCCCAUUUGUGAUUCGUUAUUGAGAUUGAGCAACUCAAAAAUUUCUAUGUACUGGUCAACUUUUGUCCUUGGACCACUGUCAAAAAGCUUUAACAAAUAAGUAUGGGAUCUUGUUAUGCACAGCUCAACCGCAUGUUUGUCUACAUAACAGUGAUUGCAGUUCAGAGCUAUCAUAUUGGCUGUAUGUGUUUGGGAUAUUCCACUGAUGUGAAGGAUGAAGAUAGCUGCAAAUCCAUGCUGCGUUUCCAUUUUUUUACCUUUUGUUUUGAAUGGGGACAGCCUAUUCACUGCCAGAAAUGCAGCAAUUAUAUAAUUAUUGCCCAUCUCCUCUUAUUGACAGCUUAUAGUUGCCCCGAAACGCACAUUUUUGCAUCCAGAGCAGAAAAUAAUUGGGCUAAUGCUCUCCAGCAUUGUUGAGCGAAUAAUAAGAACAAUAUCCUGGAAUCUUUAUUCUUUAUCAGGUGAAGUGCUAUGGCCGUAGACAGGUAAAGCAAUUUCUCAUACAUGUAAGGGGUAGUAGAGGAAACACAGCUCUGCACGAACACCAUUAUUCACCGACCUUUACUGUUGCUAAUGUCACAAAGAGAUAGUUUCUAAGUUUUUAGGGAGGCAACACUCAGCCAUAAAGUAAUGGUUCAAGUUUUACCUCUUGUUUUUCAUUAUUCAACUCUGAACAGAAGCAAUCUGUACAUACCUUGUUUGAGCAUUUCAACAGUUUAUAGCUAAAUGAAGGUGACCCUUUGCAUCCAAAUCAGUUCCCUACACUAGUAACUCAAUUUGUCCCAGUCCCCAAUCAGCCCUAUUGUGCUGCAGUUUUUUUUUCCUCUGCAUAUAAUGGUCUAAUUUGUGUUUGAAAACCAAAGUUAUAACUGCCUUCAUCACACACUCUGAGCUGAUCUAUAUCCGAAUUAAACCUUUUCCUUGUUGCAUUUGGUUCUUUUCUCAUUCGCUUUAAAUCUGUUUGGUUCCCACAUGUGGGAGCCGUACGCUAAGUGGUUGCAGUUGAGAGAGUGCAGAAGAGAUUCACGAGAAUGGUUUCAGAGCUGAGAAAUUUCAGUUAUGAGGACAGAUUGCAGAAGUUUCUUGGAAUGAAGUCUACAGAGAUCUAAUGGAAUUUUUCAAAAUAAUGAGAGGGCUGGAGAGAGAAGACAAAGCUGUUUCUGCUCUUGAAGGAUCAGGAAUGAGAAGGCACAGAUUUAAAGCGAUAUGCAGAUGAGUUGUGAAAUUAUUUUUCUGCAGGACAAGUGGUUCCGAUCUGGAAAUGCGCAGUCUGAAAAUGUGCUAAAGAGUUUCAAUUAAGGUAUUCGAGGACAAUGUUCGAUGGUCUUUUUAAAUCAAUAUAUGCAAGAGCAUGGGGAACACUAAAGAGAAUGACACUAAGUCACACUGCAACACUUCUGUCGUUUGAUCCCUCGUGUUUAUAAAUACUUCUAAAAAAAUCUCUUCUCAGCUUUUUCUUUGAGAAAAAUGACCCCAGCUUCUCCAGUUUAUUCUCCUAAUUGAAGGCUGUCAUUCCUGGAAUGUUUCGUGUGAAUCUUUUCUGCACAUUUAAAAAAAAAUCACAUCCUGCAGAGUGUGAUGCCUGCAUUUGACUACAGCACUCCAGCUGAUGCCAAACCAGUGACUUAUAAAGAAGCAUCAUAACUUACUACUUUGCUUUUAUACUUUGUAUUCCAUCAGCUCUUAACUGCUUUCUCGCCCUGCAACCUACAAUGAUUUGUAAAUCCUGAAGUCACUCUCCUCUUGCACCCUUUAUGUAAUAUCGCUUCUCCAUUUUGUUCUUACUAAAAUGAAUCACUUUACAGUUCUCUAAGGCCCCCAUUAACUUACUGAUUUUUGCCUAUGAGACCUUUAGCAUUGUCCCUUGUUCAAAGUAUCAAUUCUUUAAUCCUUUUAGCUCAAGAGUUUAAGUUUUAAACACACCAGUGAAGUUCAGUAGUGCCUUGUUUUUAAUCGUUGGGAAUGUGGUGAAAAUCUACAAGACCUCCAAACCCAGAUGUAAAAAAAAUCAGAACAGAGUAAGUACAGUCAGUUGAUGUGUUUUUUGGCAUAAUUGGUUAUGUAAUUUGUGGAUUUGGUAGUUACAAUUCCUUGUAUACAACUGAUGAAAAAGGGCACUGUCAAUGCCUGUGUAUUAAAGACAGUGCUCCAUUUAAAAACAAAACACCCAAUGUUUUCAAUUCUGUAUCUAUGCAAACUAUUGUUACAAAUUUGUGAUUUUUUAAAAUUACAUGCCAGGUAUGUAAUACCUUGGAUUUUCUAAUAUUAUUUACUGCACACAAAGACAUGUCAUCUUGAUCUUUAU